AUGGCCGGCUCUAACCAAGAGCACGAGGCUGAGUCGUGGCCUCCGGCAAUCUACCACCAGAUGCCGGCGAUCCUUGAGUACCUCGAAGACCACCGUGUCGUCGUCGUCUCCGCCGCGCCUGGCUCCGGCAAGUCGUCGGUGCUCCCCCGGUGCCUCGCCGAGAGCGGAUACGGCCCGGUGCUCUGCGCGCAGCCCCGCCACCUGGCCGCGUUCGUGGCCAUGGCGAAGGUCGGCGAGGAGUGGGAUUCGGACAUCGAGUUCACGACAACCCGGCAGCUCCUCGACAGGUUCAGCUCCCCGGCGCCGGUCCUCGCCGGGUACGGCGCCGUCGUCAUCGACGAGGCGCACGACCGCACGCUCGGCACCGACGUCCUCCUCGGGAUGGUCAAGGCCGCGCUGGCGACGGGGACGACGAUGGGCGGCCGAUGCAAGGUGGUGGUCUGCACCGCCGGCGGGCCGGCCGACGGCAUGCUCUCCGCCUUCUUCGGCGGCGCGCCGGUCGUCUCGAUCCCGCGCGCGGCGCACCAGGUCGAGGUGCGGUACUCGCGAGGGCCCGUGCUCGACAUGGCGGCCGCGGUGGCCGACGAGGUGGCGGCCAUCCACGCGUCGCAGCCGCCCGGCGACGUGCUUGCGUUCCUGCCGGAGAACGCCGACAUCAUCGGCGUCCACGCGAGGCUGCUCGGCCUGCCAGUGCCAGGGCUGGCCGUUCGCUACGUCCACGACAACCUCCCGGCGGAGCUCAUCGACAUCAUGCUGAUAAACUCGCCGGUGCCCGACGGCCGGAGGAGAGUCGUGCUGGCCACCGACGUGGCCGAGACGGCCGUGCUGGUCCACGGGAUCACGUACGUCGUCGACACCGGCCUGGUGUCGGAACAGCCGCCGGUGAGGAUCUCAAAGGAGGCGGCGGCCGCGCGGGCGGCGAUCGCCGGAUUCUCGGGGCCCGGCCGCUGCCACCGGCUCUACCAGCCGGAGGAGUACGAUGAUCUCGACGAGCACACCAUCCCACACAUCAGGCAAGAUGGCGCGGCCGUCAGGUUCGCGCUCAUGGUCAAGCGACAUGCCGCUGACGGCAUCCCGGGGUUUGAGAUUUUUGACCCGGCAUUGGAACCGGCAGUGCUGAAGAAUGUCUUUGGUCAGCUUGUCAACGGUGGCUACUUGGACAAGCUUGGAAAUCUGUCUGACAAGGGGGAGAGAGAAGCAUAUGACGAAGACUAG
Molecule: messenger RNA, 1215 nt
Organism: Oryza sativa Japonica Group (Japanese rice)
Lineage: Eukaryota; Viridiplantae; Streptophyta; Magnoliopsida; Poales; Poaceae
Product: pre-mRNA-splicing factor ATP-dependent RNA helicase DEAH1
Cellular component (GO): intracellular anatomical structure
Molecular function (GO): helicase activity; RNA binding
Source: RefSeq, a predicted model, not a curated record